Polyodon spathula (Mississippi paddlefish) is the source of this 972-nucleotide messenger RNA. RefSeq lists its product as uncharacterized. NCBI's taxonomy places the organism in Eukaryota, Metazoa, Chordata, Actinopteri, Acipenseriformes, Polyodontidae. The record is from RefSeq and is a predicted model, not a curated record. Bases 1 to 972 code for a protein of 323 amino acids. The transcript is spliced from 13 exons.
AUGGUCAAAAUAUAUUUUGACUCCUUGUAUGACAUCCUGAUAAUUGUCAAGAAGUUAUUUGGAGAGGAGAAACAGAUGAAAAGUGCAUGUAUUUCCCUCCUGGUAGAGAAGACACCUGGAGCCAAUGCUGAUAUCAAAGAUUUGAGAAGUGCAGAUUUUUUACCUCUGGCUGGAGAUAAGAAUACAUCACAAUCCAGCUACGUUUCUCAAGUUGAACAUCCUGAUAGUAUCAUUGAGGACACACCUGUGGAAAAAGAACUACAUUUAGGAGCAAAGAAGACAGUGACAGACGUAUUUGAGCUUGACACUCCGUCUGAGUCCGAGCUCAUUAAAGCAAAACAGAAACUGCAUGGGUACCCUGGACCUUCUGACAGAUCUUUAACAGUACAAUUGAAGACCGACGAGAAACAGAAAUCGAAACUGCACACAAAAACAACGUCUUGGCGUACCAAAAAGGGUCUCUUUUCUGAGAGUGAAGCAAGCACCUGCCAAAGUGAACGAAGCUUAAUCUUGGAUUUACCGCACAAAAUAUCAUUGAAAAAAGACUAUACCAGGAGGAAGCUAAAGAUUAAACCAAGACUUAAAGUUUUACCUUUAUCAUCCAGCAGUGGCGAGGAAGAGCAAAGUCGUAAGUCAAGGCAUUCAAUAUCAAAGUUAUACCCAGAAGCAAGAAAGGAAAAAGAGAAAAUUGUGCCAGAAAUUACACAGGAAACUGAAUUGGAGGAUACUGUAUUUUUGGAUGAUUUUAUGGAAAUAUCUCCAGAAAAGGUUCCAUUACCAAUGAAUGGCGACAUCAGCAAUGAAUUAAGGAAAAGAAAGCAUGGCUCUUUAGCAACAGAGCCUAGUAACAGCUCCCAGAAUGCUGUUCAUGAAGCUACUGAAGAACAGCAAAGCUGUGCACCACCAAAAGGGAAAAAAUAUUUAAUUUCAAAUGAGAAAAAGCAAAGCAUUGGAGAAGGUAUUUAUGACUGA